CACUUAUUAUGAGAAGAAUUCAUGAAAACGAAAGGUUUUUUGAAUAAUAGCAAGGCAAGUCUCAAAUAUUGAGAACACCGCUAUACGAAGGCAAGUUUCAACGGAUCAAUCUUGGCGUUCUAUGUUUUGAAGAUCAAAGUGAAGAUCAUGUGAUCUGAGCUUGACCGAGAGAAAAAAGUUGAGAUAUUAGUUGAUUUCCAUCGAAGCAUCCAAGUAGACCAAGUGUCUGGAUCAGCUCAAUCAAGAGUUCUAGACGUAGUCUUAUUUUCAAUUUCUUCUUUUGUAAUGGGUUUUGAGGUUUAGUUAUUGAUAGCUUCCUCAAUCUGGGUUGGUACGUGUGUAGUAACCCUUUAAUCAUAAAUUAAAGGUUAACACGUUUUACUAAUAUCAUAAAUGAGCUCUCAGCCCUAGGAAAUGAUAUUUCUGUUGAAUAUCAAGUAAGGAAAAUAAUGAGAAGUUUACCCUCUGCAUGGAAGCCUAAACCUAAAGCUAUAGAAGAAGCCAAAGAUCUAUCAACAAUGACUCUAGAAGAUUUGACAGGCUCACUCAUGACAUAUGAGUUAGGACUACAAGAAGAGCAAGAUGCUGAAAAUGUAAGAAGAGAAAGGGGAAUAGCUCUAAAAUCGCAAGGGGAGAAAGAGGUAUCCGAGAGUGAAUCUGAUGAUGAAAUGAGCAUGUUCAAAAAGCAGUUCGGGAAGAUGUACCGACACUUCAAAAGCAACAGGAACAAACAAGACCCCCCUCCAACUGAAGACCAAAUGAACGACGAGAAGAUGCUCCGCAAUAGGAAGCUGAAGGCAAAGGCUGCGCAAACCGCGCUGGCGAACACCAAGGCAGUCUGAUGUUGAAGCUCAAGCUUGCAUUCUCACCUUGCUCGGUGAAGUAAUCUAAAGGGAGACGUGGUUCGUGCUUCCUUUACCGUUUUAAACUAUAAACUAUGCUCAUGGAUAAUUUGUAAUAAGUACAUUUGUUUUGGGCCUGCGAGUCCACGAUUUGGCCAUAUGUGGCCCCUGAUUGAAUAUUGAAUAUUUCCGCGAUUCGUUCAAUCCAAAUAUGUGAUGUUGUUA
Messenger RNA from Cuscuta epithymum, 1067 nucleotides. The record is from the annotation of a GenBank genome assembly. NCBI's taxonomy places the organism in Eukaryota, Viridiplantae, Streptophyta, Magnoliopsida, Solanales, Convolvulaceae.